AUAUUUAACACUAGGGGACGAACGCGCCGUCCACUCAGUCGCCCGGCACACACGACCAAAAUACAGACAUCUCUAGCCAUAAGGAGUCCUAAACCAUCUUAGUUCAUUUCCUGUGAUAAUAAUAUAAUUAAUAGAUAAGCAAGCUGUUGUGUUUUAAAAGCUCCCCAUUAUGGGGCGAAAUAUUAUUUGGCACGCCGCUUUGAUAGUGUCUUGUUUUUGCAUCAGUUCGUCGCCUUCCCCUCAUACUGAUGCGUAUUCAUUCCUACGGAGCGCAGUAGAAACCAUACCUCAACAUGAGCCAAUUGCAACUCCCAUCCGAGCCUCUGUUGAAAGCGUACCAUUAGGGAGUCUUCGUGAAGAAAGAGAAGGCAGACUGCCUUUACGCGAUGCAGUCGAAAAACGACCAAUAUCUGUUAUAAAUCCCAACAUGUAUAAAUUUAUUCAGGAUGUGGAGAAUAUACCAACAGUACAACAUUUAGAAAGCAUGGAUAAAUUCUACGGCGCCGCCAGUUACUUAAACAACGCUACGAACGACGAACGGCUACACCAUGGUAACGCCAACCUUCAAGAAAUGCAACAGACAGCGACGGAUACAGGUUCUCGUCGGUUGGUAGUAUGCUACUUGGAGUCAUGGGCAGCUUAUCGAGCACCACCUUUGGCAUUUACUGCGAGCCUCGUACCAAAGUCAUGCACACAUCUCCACUAUGCAUUUGCGGUUAUACAUCCUCAUACAUAUGCCAUUAUACCAGCUAAUGAAGACUAUGACAUUAUAAAAGGUGGUUAUCGCAUUGCAACUGGAUUGAAACAACGUUUACCUGGUAUCCGAGUCAUUAUAAGUGUGGGCGGUGAUGGCACAGAUCGCUUAUUCAGUGAAAUGGUACAAAGCCCAAGAAGUAGAAGCAAAUUCAUUGACAGUGCCUUAAGCUUUUUACAAGAACACGAUUUUGAUGGACUCGAUCUUCACUGGACAUAUCCUGGUGACGAUGACAAAGAAAAAGAUUUGCUGACAUCAUUACUUUACGAAAUGAGAGAAAAAUUUUCGACUUACGGUUUUCUCUUAACGACCGUUUUACCGCCAUUUAGAUACCAAAUAGAAGAUGGCUAUGAUUUAAGUGCUGUUAGUGGGGCUACUGAUUAUGCUGUUCUUCAGGCGUGGGAUAUGACUUACGGAAAAAAAGAUGAGCCCCCCUCUACAGCUCUUCAACAUAGCGCAUUACAUCGUGACCCCGGUGCAUCGUCUAGAGACCAAAGAUAUGACAACAUUGAAUUCGUUGUAAGAUAUCUCAUACAAAAUUCUAUGGCAGCUGAGAAACUAGUUCUUGGUGUUCCUUUAUUUGGUCGAAGCUACACAUUAGUUGAUUCGACACAAGCUUCGCCUGGGGCCUAUGUUAGUGGAUGGGGUGAAGAGGGACAAUACACACAGACUAAAGGAAUGUUGGCCUAUUUCGAGAUAUGUAUGGCUGAACGUGAAGGAAAAGGCAUGAGCAAUGUUGACGAGGCCGGGAAUGCUUAUGCUGUGUUUGAAAAUCAAUGGAUUACGUAUGAUACUCCUAAUACUAUUUUAGAAAAGAUGCGAUUCGUCAAAACAUCUGGUUUAGCUGGUGCUGCCGCGUGGGCUCUUGACAUGGACGAUUUCCGUGGUUUAUGUGGAUCAGCGUUUCCAAUAUUAAGCGCUAUAGCUACAAGUUUAAAUGGUGAGGCUGUUCCGUCUGGCCAAUCUUCAUUAAAAAUCGGGUCUUGUGAUUCUGAUAUACCAUAUUUGGCUUCUGAUGAAGAGUCUUGUGCACAUUUUCAUUUUUGUAGCGGUAAAAUAAAUUAUAGAAUGGUCUGCGAAGAAGAUCGACUUUAUGAUCCUUCUACAGGGUUCUGUGGACACCAAGAUGUUAGGAGAUGUAUUCCAGGACAAACAUUAAGGAUUAACGUUAACGAUGCUGUACGUUUCUUAUCAAGGGAAUACGAAACCGAUUUUAAAUGGAGUUAUAGCCAUAAAAAGGAAUCAUUAAUAAACCCUGAAAUGUAUUCAUCUACAUGGGAUAUUAAAAAAAAUAAAGACAAUGACAAACGAGUGGUAUGCUACAUGACGAGCUGGGCAUUUUACCGCCGUGGCGAUGGUAAAUUUGUUCCGGAGUAUAUUGAUACUAGACUCUGCACACAUGUUGUUUACGCUUACGCGUCACUGUCUCCGACUGAUUUGGUCGCAAAGGAGUUUGACCCUUGGGCAGAUCUUACAAAUAAUUUAUACGAGCGCGUAACGUCUUUGAAGGACGUGAAAGUCCUCCUAGGCCUUGGAGGAUGGACCGAUUCUGAUGGCGAUAAAUACUCCCGAUUAGUGUCAUCAGCUUCAGCUCGAUCCAAGUUUACAGAAAAAUUACUGACUUUUAUACGCAUGCACAAUUUCAAUGGCCUUCAUCUGGACUGGAAUUACCCAGUUUGCUGGCAGAGUAAUUGUAAAAAGGGUGCAGCAUCAGACAAAAGAAACUUUGCUAAAUUUGUUGAGGAACUAUCAACUGCAUUACAUGGUGCUGGAAUGGAACUUGGAGUUGCAAUAUCGGGUUACAAAGAAGUGAUCGAUGUUGCCUACGAUUUGCCAGCCAUAUCUAAAGCAGCAGAUUUUUUAAGCUCAAUGACAUAUGAUUACCACGGCGGUUGGGAACAGAGCACUGGACAUCAUACACCAUUGGUACCACGGACUAAUGAUCAAGUCUCUUACUACUCCAUAGAAUACGCCAUAAAAUCUAUGAUCAGUGGUGGUGCAGAUCCCAAAAAACUGCUUCUCGGAUUGUCUUUUUAUGGCCAAUCGUUCAGGCUCGCCGAUGUCGAAACAGCAAAAGCACCUGGGGCGCCGGCGGCAGGCCCCGGAGAACCAGGAGAGUUCACGAAACAACCAGGAAUGUUGGCCUAUUACGAAAUUUGUUAUAGAGUGAAGAGUUUACGCUGGAAAACUGGUAGACAAGAAAACGCCGGCCCCUACGCUUACUCAGACAGUCAGUGGGUGGGAUACGACGAUCCCAAAUCAAUAACGGAAAAGGUGGAAUGGGCAAUGAGGCAAGGGUUGGGCGGGGUGACGGCAUGGGCGAUCGAUCUAGACGAUUUCAACAAUCGAUGCUGUAGCGAGCCGUCGCCGCUGCUGCGGGCCGCGGGCCGCGCGCUCGGCCGCUCAGUACCCGCACCACCAUCUGCAGCCUGUGAGCGACCUCCGCAGCCGGUCACCCCACCACCGCCUACUACCACCACCGUUGAAUCUGAUGGUUCAUUAGGUGGAGGUGGAGGUGGCAGUCACGGCAACCAUGACCAUCACACGUCAACCACAUGGCCGAGCUGGACCCAGGCGACAACGACCCCCAGCUCCACGCAGACGUGGUGGCCUGUAACAUCCACCACAAGCCUGGCCACUACAACGACACGUGCCACCACCACCACAACUACCACUACAACACGACCCACUACUGCAGUAACUAAACCACCAGCGAUAGACAGCGAAGGAGGCGCGUGCAAAGCGGGCGAGUACAGUGCAGCACCCAACGACUGCGAAAGCUACCUGCAGUGUGAAAGCGGGCUCUGGCAGAAGCAUCGCUGUGCGCCGGGCCUUCAUUGGGCGUCUUCAGUCAAUAGAUGUGAUUGGCCUAGUUUCGCUAAAUGCAACGAAAAACCAAGUAAUGAAGCGAGCACAGCGACUACUACGCUUGCGCCGAUAACGGCGCGCCCGCCUCGGCCCACCACAACGAGAACUACCACAACAACUACUACGACUACGACAACCACACGCAGACCAUCGACUACUACCACCGCGUCAUCUGACACUGAUUCACAAAAAGAGGGUGGUCCAUGUCAGGGACAGGACUACCGGCCGGUGUCGGGAGACUGCAAUUCGUACUUACAAUGCGACGGCAGCGUGUGGCGGCUGCAGCGCUGCGCGCCCGGCCUGCACUGGAGCCCCACAGAGAAGCAAUGCGAUUGGCCCAAGUACGCAAAGUGCCAAGAAUCAACUUCAAAACCCGCUACUCAAAAGCCUAAACCUACACGUCCUCCAAACCCCACGAGACCACCUACAAUGGCGCCUAGCGGUCGGCCGAUGGAGGACGGCGAGUGCGGCCCGAACGAGCACCACGCGCCCGCAGCCACCUGCGACUCGUACCUGCUCUGCACGGGCGGCCGCUGGCGGCGGCAGCGCUGCCCGCCCGGCCUGCACUGGGACAAGCGCACAAGCCGCUGCGACUGGAUCGAGUUCGCCAUGUGCGAAGCUAAACCAGUUUCCACUAAGUCGACGUAUCGUCCGACGACUUACACAACAACCACCAGAAGACCAUUCACAACUGCUAGGCCUACUACCGUGAUGGAAGAGGAUUACAGACCAGUUACGGGUUGCACUACGGGGACGUACCACUCGCACCCGAAGUGUGAAAAGUUCUACGUGUGCGUGAACGGGGUGCUGGUGGCGCAGAGCUGCGCCCCGGGGCUCGUCUGGAGGCCCGACCGCUCGCAAUGCGACUUCCCCAACGCCGCCUCCUGCACCGACCGCCGUGAGGGCAUCUCGGCUGGUAUCAUGGCAACGAAGCAACCGGCCACCUCACAGAUGAUUAUACAACAAACAGCAUUUUGCACAAACGGCGAGUACUCCGGAUACCCUUCUGAUUGUACCCGAUAUCGGCACUGUCUCUUCGGCAGAUUUGAAGAAUUUUCAUGCAACAGUGGUCUUCAUUGGAAUCGGGAAAAAAAUAUUUGCGACUGGCCAGCAAAUGCUAAAUGUAAAGUAACGUCAUCGAGCUCAAAACCAGAACAACCGCCACCACUACCUGAACCAGAUCUUGAAGAUAUACAUGUCGUCUCUGAACAUCAAAUGCAACAACAUCCAUCAGUAGAUCCCCCAAUUAGACCAAGUCUUCUUAACACUCGAUACAAACUCGUGUGCUACUAUACAAAUUGGUCCUGGUAUCGACCAGGCAUCGGUAGCUACGUGCCUGAAGACAUAGACCCUACACUGUGCACCCACAUUGUAUACGGUUUCGCUGUAUUAGGAUCAGAUGGUCUCAUGUCAGCACAUGACUCAUGGGCAGAUUAUGAUAACGAAUUCUACAAUCGAGUAGUUGCAUACAAAAGAUACGGCAUCAAAGUAUCCCUCGCACUAGGUGGGUGGAAUGAUUCAGCCGGUGAUAAAUAUUCAAAUCUAGUCAACGAUCGCUUGGCUCGUGAAAGGUUCAUAACGCACGCAGUACAAUUCCUUGAAGAAUAUGGCUUUGAUGGUUUAGAUUUGGACUGGGAAUAUCCUAAAUGUUGGCAGGUGGAUUGCUCAAAAGGUCCUGAUUCUGACAAAGAGGCUUUCGCUGAUUUCGUUCAAGAAUUAUCUUCCGUAUUAAAACCUAAAGGGUUGCUACUGUCAUCUGCAGUCUCGCCGAAUAAAAUAGUUAUAGAUGCUGGCUACGAUGUUCCUGUGCUCGCCAGAUACUUAGACUGGAUUGCUGUCAUGACAUAUGACUAUCACGGACAGUGGGAUAAGAAAACUGGUCAUGUUGCACCCUUAUAUUAUCAUCCAGAUGAUGAUAACACUUAUUUCAAUGCAAACUACACCAUGCACUACUGGAUCCAAAAAGGAGCACCUCGAUCGAAACUAGUAAUGGGCAUGCCACUAUACGGACAAACAUUCACAAUCGGAACUCAAUGGGACACUCCUCCAAGACUUCUUGCAAGAAAGAAUGCGACAGGAUUAAAUGUUCCUGCAGUAGCUGGGGGUGAACCAGGAGAAUAUACACAAGCUAAGGGUUUCUUAGCUUACUAUGAGAUUUGUGACAGAAUUAGACAUAGCGGAUGGCAACUAGUAAAAGAUCCUUACCAGCGCAUGGGCCCUUACGCAUACAAAGACGAUCAAUGGGUAUCAUUCGACGACGUUGAUAUUCUAAAGAAAAAAGUUAAUUUCAUCAAAUCUCUUAAUCUCGCCGGUGGAAUGGUAUGGGCACUCGAUCUUGAUGAUUUUAGAAAUAGAUGCGGUCUAGGAAAGCAUCCACUAAUGAAUGCUAUCAAAGAAGGUCUCUUGGAUCCGAAUGUGGAACCAGAGACUAUUACUAUUCAAUAUCCAAUAGCAGAACCCUCUAAUUCACUAGAAGAAGAUUUAGAUGACAUUGAAGUAAGACCAGGAUACAAGCCUAAGCCUACUUCACCACCUGUUAAACCUAUAACACAGACGAACCCUGUAGUACAAACAACUAUGAAACCGACAACAGCAAUUGACACUGUAGUAUUACCAGAAGAACGUUAUAAAGUCGUUUGUUAUUAUACUAACUGGGCUUGGUACAGACAGGGUUCUGGAAAGUUUACUCCGAGUGACAUAGACUCAUCUCUGUGUACCCACAUCGUGUAUGCGUUCGCUGCGCUGGAUACUGUUAAGCUAGUUAUCAAACCGCACGACAUGUGGCUCGAUGUCGAAAAUAAAUUCUACGAGAAAGUGGUAUCUUUGAAGAAGCGAGGCCUAAAAGUUUUGCUUGGGCUAGGCGGAUGGGAUGAUUCCGCGGGCAACAAAUAUUCACGAUUAGUGAAUAGUCUCGCCGCACGCAGGAAGUUUGUUGUUCAUGCCAUUGACUUCCUCGAACAGUACGAUUUCGACGGUCUCGAUCUAGACUGGGAAUAUCCUAAAUGCUGGCAGGCGGCUUGCGAAAAGGGUCCAUACUCAGACAAAGAUGGUUUCACCAAUUUAGUUAAAGAGUUACGUGCUGCAUUUACUCCACGGGGCCUACUCUUGUCUGCUGCGGUGUCAGCCAGCAAACGAGUUAUUGACGUUGCGUAUGAUGUGCCAACUCUGUCAAAAAAUUUGGAUUGGAUUUCGCUAAUGACUUAUGAUUACCACGGACAGUGGGAAAAGAAGACAGGUCAUUUGGCACCCAUGUAUGGCCACGAACGUGAUGAUGAUUAUACAUUGAACGUUAAUUACACUGUCCAUUAUUGGAUCAACCAAGGAGCACUUCGUGACAAACUAAUCUUGGGCGUACCGUUCUAUGGGCAAUCGUUCUCUUUGAUAGAGAACAGUGCAAACGGUCUUGGUGCAUCUAGCGACGGAGGUGGCGAACCUGGUGACGAGACUAGAGCACGAGGCUUCUUAUCAUUUUACGAGAUAUGCGAACGUAUAAAAGUACAAGGCUGGCGCGUGUACCGCGACCCGGGCGGUCGUAUAGGGCCGUACGCGUCAUACGACGACCAGUGGGUAUCAUUCGACGACGAAUAUAUGGCGCGGCACAAGGCGGAGUACGUACGCGCGAUGGGUCUUGGCGGCGCUAUGGCUUGGGCGCUUGACCUCGACGACUUCACCGGCCGGCACUGCGGCUGCGGAAAGUCCCCGCUGUUGACCACCAUCAACUUUGUACUGCGGAACAACGAGAUGCCACCGCCUUGUUUCCUUGAAGAGAUGCAAGGCCCACGUCCAGAUAUGACAAGUGACAAUAAUUUAUCCCCGGAUGUGGAGAACGUACCGGGGAUUCUACAUCAGCCUGACAUGAAUCAUCAAGAAGACAACACUGGAAAUUCAGAGUUUUCUACAUUAGAAGGGAAAUCGUGUUCAAACACUAUAUUUAAAGCUGAUAGCGUAGACUGCAGCAAAUACUACUUAUGCCUAAACGGACAAUGGGCCGAGCUCACCUGUCCCGCACCGUUACUCUGGAAUGAAAACCACUGUGACCUACCAGAGAACUCACCAUGCAAGAGCAAAACACAUUUACGACUUACUCGGGAGAAGUCAGAGGAGAAACCUAUACUUGCAUGCUACUUCACUAACUGGGCAUAUUACAGAAAAGGCGAAGGCAGUUUUGGACCGGAAGAAGUAGACCCAUCACUGUGCACGCACAUUGUUUAUGCAUGGGCAAAUCUUGAUGGCUCGUCAUAUCAGAUAGUUCCUGGAAAUCCAGAACUAGAUGUACAAUACGACUUCUACGGGAAACUGACAGAACUUCGAUCAAAGGGAUUAAAGGUUAUUCUCGGUGUGGGCGGAGUGAAGGACUCUGAGUUUGAGAAAUGGAGUCGUUUGGUCGUGAGCCCAGAAAACAGAAAGACAUUUGUUAAAUCAGUCUUGAGAUUCUUGCAUAAGUGGAACUUUGACGGCCUCCAGAUAGCUUGGCAGUAUCCUAUUUGUAAACAGAUACCAUGUAUUGACUUCGACAUCACAGAGAAAGACAACUACAGCGCAUUACUCACAGAGUUAUCCAAGGCGUUGCGCCCACACAACUUGGAACUAUCAGCGAUGGUGUCACCGAACCCAGAGCUAGCAUCUUUGGCGUACGACCCAGAUGUGUUGGCAGCGACACUUGAUUGGAUUUCCAUAGCAGCUAACGAUUACUACGCUUCCAACACUGGGAAAACUAGUUAUCUUGUCUCUUUAGAUAUUAGUGACAUCACAGGAAUAAGCAGUUUUAACUACUCGAUGUCGUACUGGUCGAGCGUGGUGGCGGCGCGGCUGCUGGUGCUGGGCGUGCCGGCGUACGCGCGCACCUACACGCUGCGCAGCGCAGCGCCGCGCCCCGGCGCGCCCGCCGUCGGGCCCGGCCAGCCCGGGCACUACACCGCCGUGCCCGGCUUCCUCGCCUAUUACGAGGUGUGCGAAGAAGUCCGCUAUCGUAAUUGGCAGGAGACACGAACGGAGAACGGUACGUACGCGGCACUGGGUGCACAGUGGGCCUCGUACCUACAUGUAAGCGAGAUGGAACGCGCGGGCGCAGCCGCAGCACACGCAGGGGCACGCGGCGCUGCGCUGUGGGCUCUCGACCUGGACGACUGGACCGGCCGCUGCGGCUGCGGCCCGCGCCCCCUAUUACACGCCCUCCGGCACGGACUCUACGAGCCAGACAUGCCCUCGGCUGUCUGUCUUUAAUCAGCCUCGAGGAGCAUUGAAGACAGGAGAAAAAAAAACUUUACGAGAAUCUCAACCCUCGGUGCCUCCCCUUAAGCCGAUACUGAUGUACAUAUACAACUCACUUAAAAAGAAAUUUGUCCGUAGACAAAAUAUUUCUCGCAGACUAUUAUGGUGCUCUAACACGGCUAAAGCCCUAAAUGCACUGAGCGAUUGUACGAGUAGUAACGAUCCGUCGUUCGAUCUUUAAAAUUGAACGACAGAUCGUACGUGUAUGAUUUAUGGCGAUAUCGUACACAACUUUGUAUAGAAAGAUGGGUUUUUCAACUGUAUUGUAUUUUUAAACAAUUGUGUAAAACACAUUUCAUUUAACAAUUCUACAGACAGCGAACUCAAUUUAAAUUUGUCAAUAUUUGUAUAAUAUGAUGUCGCGAUAUAUGAUGAUAUCAAAUAAUAUUACGAUGUCAUGCUACAACUAUCUGUUAGAGAUACCGCCACGAGUGAUAUGGAGCAGAUAAUAAAUCUUCACCUCCAGUGUUUGUUACUAAGUAAUUAUUUCUCAAAAAGCUAUUCGUGUAUGCGUGUCUUAACAGGAUCAAAUUAAUUACAUGAAAAAAUCGUGUGAAUUACAAAACUAUUGAAAUAAAAAAGAAAGUAUGAUUACGAAAUUAGAGGUUUACGUGUAAAAUUAUUCAUGAAAUUAGGUGCAUGGAUAGAAGAUAAAACCGAUUCGUAAACUAUUAUUAUUUCACUAAGGACUCUGUGAAAGACGCCUAAGGUAGCAUUUACAUAAUCCAUCACCUUUUAAUGCGCAGGACCUUAACGCUAUGAAUAUUAUAAUUAUAUUCAGAUUCUCUGGUCAUUAGAAUUAAAAGGCUAUAACUUUUAAUUACAUAUUUCGAGUCCAAUGAUCAAAGUUCAACAUAAUCUGUUCCUAAGUAAAUUUAUAAAUAUCUUAUAAGCAUCUACUUACGACAUAUUUGCAUUGUUUUCGAUUAUAGAUAAGUAUCUAUAAACGAAAAUAAUUGUUUAUUAUACUCGUAGAAUCUGUAAAAAUCGUUACACAUACUCAUCUAAUAGGUGCCUAAGUUACUAAAUGCAUUAAAUGUGUGUUUGAUUCAAUUGUCCACAUGACACCCUUGGUGGUAUGGUGAUUAAAACAAACAGCAUAUUUGUAAUACACCAUGAAUCAUUCUUAUUGAUAAUAACAAGAAACAUUCUGAUUGUGAUAUUGUUUUAUUGCUAGAUUAUAUGUUUCUUAAAACUUGUAUAACUUGAUAAUAUAACUAGAUAGGUAACUAAGUUGAUAUAAUGUAGUAUGUAUCUACUUAAGGAAGUGAUUAAUAAUUUAAUAAGUUUUAUUUUUUAUUUUUGUAAGUUAUACGUAAAUAAAAAUUUUAGGAAAACAAAUUUGUAAUAAUAUAGUAAUUUUGUACCUACACAUAUCCGGAAAACACUUAUUUUUUUAGAUAAAUAAUAUUUUCUUAAAAAAAAAAUAAUAUACUUAUUAAAGUGACACUUGAAUAUAGGUAUUGGACUAUGAAAAUCUUUUCUCUAAAUUGUGUAAAAGUACUUAAAUAAACUAUUUUUUUUU
This is a messenger RNA of Galleria mellonella (greater wax moth), 10418 nucleotides long. It is a transcript of the gene ChiR1, whose product is annotated as probable chitinase 10. Gene Ontology annotation, molecular function: chitin binding; chitinase activity. The record is from RefSeq and is a predicted model, not a curated record. The transcript is spliced from 51 exons. Gene Ontology annotation, biological process: chitin catabolic process; carbohydrate metabolic process. Gene Ontology annotation, cellular component: extracellular region. NCBI's taxonomy places the organism in Eukaryota, Metazoa, Arthropoda, Insecta, Lepidoptera, Pyralidae. The coding region runs from base 170 to 8845 and encodes 2891 amino acids.